Molecule: messenger RNA, 1698 nt
Organism: Lachancea lanzarotensis
Lineage: Eukaryota; Fungi; Ascomycota; Saccharomycetes; Saccharomycetales; Saccharomycetaceae
Gene: CNA1
Product: LALA0S03e07822g1_1
Exons: 1
Coding region: 1-1698 (565 amino acids)
Biological process (GO): calcineurin-mediated signaling; fungal-type cell wall organization
Cellular component (GO): calcineurin complex; cytoplasm
Molecular function (GO): calmodulin-dependent protein phosphatase activity; calmodulin binding
Source: RefSeq, a predicted model, not a curated record
AUGUCAAAGAGUGACCCUAAAACCAAGGAAAACCUGAGAAAAAUGAACGCAGCGCUCAAAAUCAUCGAAAAUAAGCCCGGAAAGCUCGACAAAGACCCCAAGCCAGGCGUGGUAAGGCCGGAUUUGUCGGUCUAUACGCUGGAAAACGGCGUUAAAGUAUCCACUAAAGAACGGGUUUGCAGCUCGGUGAGACCAGUCAAACUGGGCACACCGAGUGAUGAAGAGUUGUUCCUGGAUAAUGGGUAUCCGGACCCGGAUUUUCUAAAAGAGCAUUUUCGUCGUGAAGGGAGGUUGACGGAAUCACAAGUCUUACGCAUUUUGGAAGCGGGAACAGCGUGCUUAUCUAGGGAACCUAACUUAUUGCGGGUACCUGCUCCUGUGACAGUCUGUGGUGAUAUUCAUGGCCAAUUUUACGACUUGUUGAAACUUUUCGAGGUGGGCGGAGACCCUGAAAAAACGCCUUAUCUGUUCUUGGGCGACUAUGUUGACCGUGGCUCCUUUUCUAUCGAGUGCUUGCUGUAUCUUUACAGUUUGAAACUCAGUUACGACGACCACUUUUGGCUUCUGAGAGGUAAUCACGAGUGUAAGCAUCUAACGUCGUACUUUACUUUCAAAAGUGAAUGUCUUCACAAGUACAAUUUGAACGUUUACGAGGCCUGCUGUCGCUCCUUCAAUGCCCUACCUGUAGCUGCAGUUAUGAAUGGACAGUAUUUCUGCGUACACGGUGGUAUUUCACCAGAACUGAAAACACUCGACGACAUAAACAAGAUGAACAGAUUCCGCGAGAUUCCAUCACGCGGCCUUAUGUGCGACCUUAUGUGGGCAGAUCCGACGGAGACUUAUGACGAGGAUGCAGACGAUCCGUCAGUGGGCACAUUUACGCCGAAUUCCGUCAGGGGCUGCUCGUACGCAUUUACCUAUCAUGCGGCGUGUGAAUUCUUGCAAAAGACAGGUCUUUUAUCCAUUAUCAGAGCUCACGAGGCUCAAGACGCGGGGUACAGAAUGUACAAGAAUACCGAAGCUCUGGGAUUUCCUAGUCUUCUUACGCUGUUCAGCGCCCCCAACUAUCUUGACACUUACAAAAACAAGGCGGCGGUUUUAAAAUAUGCUAAUAACGUCAUGAACAUCAGACAAUUCAAUAUGUCACCUCACCCAUACUGGCUACCAAACUUCAUGGAUGUUUUCACUUGGUCAUUGCCGUUUGUUGGUGAGAAAGUAACAGAAAUGCUGGUUUCCAUUCUCAACGUCUGCACUGAGGAGGAACUUGGGGAAGAGAUCGGUUCAGCAACUGAAGCUAUUGGAAUGCCAGAUACAGAAGCUGUAGCAGCAAAUUCAAAUGCAAGCAAUGCUGAAAGCGCGGCACAACCUACCAGCACCAUUCUAAAUGAUGAAGCGAAAAGACGGGCCUUGCGCAGUAAGAUUCUGGCCAUCGCAAAGGUAUCCAGAAUGUACUCCAUUUUGCGAGAAGAGAGUGAAAACGUAGAGUAUCUCAAGACUAUUAAUGCGGGAACGCUGCCUCGUGGUGCACUGGCUCACGGUCCGGAAGGUUUGAAAGAGGCUCUUAGCACAUUUGAGAAAGCACGUCGCGAUGAUUUGAUUAAUGAAAGGCUACCGCCAAAGCUAGAAGAAGUUGGAAAAAGACGGGAUAGUUAUUACUUUAACAGGGUAGCGAAGGAAAGUGGCAAACAUAAGCAGUAG